GUCUUUCUUCUGGAAAAGACGUCUCCAUCAUUUUGGGAGACGACUUUUGUACUGGCAAGCUUCCGAUCACGAACUAAUAUCCCUCCGUGCUUCCGAUGAAAUAAAGAAUUUGACAAAUCCAACGUAUUUGUUAGUGUCGAUGACGACAAAUGUCUAGGUUUCUUUGUGUCACAGCUAUACCUACAGACGAUACCUCUUGUGCCAUCACUGUCACUACCUAUGCUUGUUUUAUGAGGACGACACACAAUUUUACUAAGCUUUGACCGCCAUAAGUUCUUCAGCUCUGAAGUGAGCAACAAGGUCCACAUCGUCGUUCGCCUUUCUUUCGCUUGCGAUCCUGAACUGAAACAAGUCAGCUCAAUGCUCUUUGAUAAUAGGUCAAAGCCACCCCUUACUCCCAAGUUUAAGCAAAUUGAGAAAUCUAAAUCAUGACAUUACAAACCAUCGUGCACACGUGCGAUUAUUGUUUUGAAAUAAAGCACUAAAACUAUGUAUUUCAAGUAAACAGUUUCGAGAAAACCACGUCUCAUAUCGCCAUGACAUAACUGAGUCUGUAUGGUGUGAGCUUACCGAGUCUACUUCCCACUAUUCAAAGCAUCAUGGCGGUCGUCAUCGAGUCUGCAGACGUCGUGCGUUUGAUUGAACAGUACUUGAAAGAGAAUAAUCUCCAUCGCACAUUGACAGUGCUUCAGGAAGAGAGUUCCAUAUCCUUGAAUACAGUUGACUCAGUUGAAAGUUUCACAGCUGAUAUAACGGCUGGUCACUGGGAUACAGUUUUGCAGGCAAUACAAACACUUAAGCUUCCUGACAACAAACUGAUAGAUCUUUAUGAACAAAUUGUCCUGGAGUUGAUUGAGCUGCGAGAACUGGGUGCUGCCCGGUCUUUGCUGAGACAGACUGACCCUAUGAUUAUGUUGAAACACAACCAGCCAGAUCGUUACAUUCAUCUAGAGAAUAUGUUGGCUCGGUCUUACUUUGAUCCCAGAGAGGCUUAUGUUGAUGGACAAACAAAAGAGAAGCGACGGCAAGCCAUUGCACAAGCUUUGGCAGGGGAGGUGAAUGUAGUGCCACCAUCUCGUUUGCUGGCCCUACUGGGUCAAGCCCUUAAAUGGCAACAACAUCAAGGACUACUACCUCCAGGUACAACAAUUGAUGUGUUUCGUGGAAAAGCAGCAGUGAAAGAACAGGAGGAAGAGAAAUACCCAACACAACUCGGCAAAACGAUCAAGUUUGGUCAGAAAGCUCAUGUGGAGUGUGCUCAGUUUUCACCUGAUGGUCAGUACCUUGUGACAGGUUCCAUUGAUGGUUUUAUAGAGGUUUGGAAUUUCACUACAGGCAAGAUCAGAAAGGAUCUUCGUUACCAAGCACAGGAUAAUUUCAUGAUGAUGGAUGAUGCAGUAUUGUGUCUGGCAUUCAGCCGCGACUCUGAGAUGCUGGCAUCAGGUUCACAAGAUGGUAAAAUUAAGGUGUGGAAGAUUACAACAGGUCAGUGUUUGAGAAAGUUUGAGAAAGCACAUCUCAAGGGUGUUACAUGUGUUUCGUUUGCCAAAGACAACAGCCAGCUUCUUAGUGCAUCCUUUGACAUGACUAUACGCAUUCAUGGAUUGAAGUCUGGCAAACAGCUAAAAGAGUUCAGAGGUCACACAUCAUUUGUAAAUCAUGCAGUCUUCAAUCAGGAUGGUCAUCAAGUUAUCAGUGCCAGCUCAGAUGGUACAAUCAAAGUUUGGUCAGUAAAGAAUUCUGAGUGUGUCAACACAUUCAAGUCUCUUGGAGGAACUGUUGGCACAGACAUAACUGUUCACAGUGUUCAUCCAAUGCCCAAGAAUGCAGAGCAGUUUGUCGUCUGCAACAGAUCCAACACAGUAGUCAUCAUGAACUUUCAGGGCCAGAUUGUGAGGAGUUUCUCCAGUGGUAAACGUGAGGGUGGAGAUUUUGUAUGUGCAACUUUGUCGCCACGUGGGGAGUGGAUCUACUGUGUUGGGGAGGACUAUGUUCUGUAUUGCUUCAGUGUUGCUACAGGAAAGCUGGAAAGAACACUGACAGUUCAUGAAAAAGAUGUGAUUGGAAUCUGUCAUCAUCCUCACCAGAACCUGAUUGGGACAUACUCAGAAGAUGGCAUGCUGAAGCUCUGGAAGCCAUAAUUUAUCAGUCUGUGGUUUUACUAUUUUUAUCACGGCAGUUGAUUGUAUCCUAUGCUGCUUUAAUUAUAAAAACUUUGGGGUUUUUGUGUUUUUUAAAACCCAGAGACUUGAAUUUCUUUCAUGGUAAAAGUUGCCAGAUUACAUGCUUUUUAUUAAAUAAAAUACACUAUGAUUGUC
Messenger RNA from Pomacea canaliculata, 2318 nucleotides. Its product is annotated as WD40 repeat-containing protein SMU1. Gene Ontology annotation, biological process: mRNA splicing, via spliceosome. The record is from RefSeq and is a predicted model, not a curated record. NCBI's taxonomy places the organism in Eukaryota, Metazoa, Mollusca, Gastropoda, Architaenioglossa, Ampullariidae. The transcript has 13 exons. Gene Ontology annotation, cellular component: precatalytic spliceosome. The coding region runs from base 600 to 2141 and encodes 513 amino acids. Gene Ontology annotation, molecular function: protein binding.